Varroa destructor (honeybee mite) is the source of this 1116-nucleotide messenger RNA. It is a transcript of the gene MCTS1, whose product is annotated as malignant T-cell-amplified sequence 1 homolog. The record is from RefSeq and is a predicted model, not a curated record. NCBI's taxonomy places the organism in Eukaryota, Metazoa, Arthropoda, Arachnida, Mesostigmata, Varroidae. Gene Ontology annotation, biological process: formation of translation preinitiation complex. Gene Ontology annotation, molecular function: RNA binding.
GAACCCUCAGCGAUAAUCGUCGUCUGCUAGGCGCCGACCAACAAAACGUUUCGUGUAGUGCUAGUGAGUAAUAGUGAGGGAAAGGAAGUUCGUGCAUGCAUGAGGAGGAGACACAAUAGGUGAGGAGCUCAACAGAGCGCAGGUACUUCGACUACUAAACGAAGACAACAAAAUGUUCAAAAAGUUUACUGACAAAGAAAAUGUGUCGGGAGUUGUUCAGCUGAAAAGUUCGGUACAGAAGGCAAUUCGCACAAAGAUCUGUGAGCAGUUUCCGCUCCUGAGUGACCAAGUUCGUGACGAAGUAUUAUCAAAAAAAGACCAACUUCGAAUCGCCAAAUGUCAUGAGCAUAUCGAAAUUCUUAUAAAUGGGCAAGGCGAACCGUUGUUUUUCCGCCAACGCGAAGGACCGUAUUUUCCGGCGCUGCGCUUGUUGCACAAGUAUCCCUUCAUAUGCCCCUGGCUGCAGGUGGAUAAAGGAGCGAUUAAGUUCGUGUUAUCUGGUGCAAAUAUUAUGUGUCCAGGCCUCACAUCUCCGGGUGCUAAAAUGACUCCUGAUCUCGACAAAGAUACUGUUGUGGCCGUGAUGGCAGAAGGUAAGGAGCACGCUUUGGCAGUGGGCCUUACAUCAUUAUCGGUGGCAGAUAUCGCAGCUAAAAACAAAGGCAUCGGAGUAGAAAAUAUGCACUACCUCAAUGACGGCCUUUGGCAAAUGAAACCUGUCAAGUAAAGAAUCAUUUGCCAAAUUGAGUGAGUGUUAUUUCCGGGAAAUCGAAACACCGAAGGCGGUCUAGGACAGCAGAUUGAAUAGAAGGGGGGUCAACAUACAUAAAAGGAACUGGGCCCUGUACGCGUUACAAAGUUUUACACAGUAUCCUUUCUGAAGUAUGGGUGGCUGAAAUGAAGGAAAAAGACCCAAGUCUCUUUUUCUCGGUGGUUGCUGUUGUAACAGAACCGUAGUUUCCAGUACUGGAAGCAGGAUAGCAUGCUGAUAGGAGAGAAUAAAUUACAAUCCCAAGAGCAAGUCAUAACUGAGUACAUGUGUGCAUGAUUUGCUAAGACUGAUGUACAAUGCACAAGCAAAAAUGCUAAUGAUUAUAAUAAAUUACUGUUAUUUAA